Octodon degus (degu) is the source of this 585-nucleotide messenger RNA. Its product is annotated as histone H1.0-like. Lineage: Eukaryota; Metazoa; Chordata; Mammalia; Rodentia; Octodontidae. The coding region runs from base 1 to 585 and encodes 194 amino acids. Gene Ontology annotation, biological process: nucleosome assembly; negative regulation of DNA recombination; chromosome condensation. Gene Ontology annotation, cellular component: nucleus; nucleosome. The record is from RefSeq and is a predicted model, not a curated record. Gene Ontology annotation, molecular function: nucleosomal DNA binding; structural constituent of chromatin; double-stranded DNA binding. The transcript has a single exon.
AUGUCCGCCCCUGUGGCCAAGCCCAAGCUGGCCAAGGCCUCUAAGAAGUCCACAGACCACCCCAAGUAUUUGGACAUGAUUGUGGCUGCCAUCCAGGCCAAGAAGAACCACACUGGCUCCUCAUGCCAGUUCAUCCAGAAGUACGUCAAGAGCCACUACCACAUGGGUGAGGACACUGACUCUCAGAUCAAGUUGUCCAUCAAGCACCUGAUGACCAUCAGGGUCCUCAAGCAAACCAAAGGGGUGCGUCCCUCCGGGUCCUUCCAGCUGGCCAAGAACGAUGAGCCCAAGAGGGCAGUGGCCUUCAAGAAGACCAAGAAGGAGGUCAAGAGGGUGGCCAGGCCGAAGAAGGCAGCCAAGCCCAAGAAGGCUGCCUCCAGAGCUCCAAGCAAGAGACCUAAAGCCAACCCAGUCAAAAAGACCAAGAAGAAGCAAGCUGCCACACCCAAGAAAGUAAAAAAACCCAAGGUUGUCAAGUCCAAGCCAGUCAAGGCAUCCAAGCCAGUCAAGGCAUCCAAGCCCAAGAAGGCCAAACCAGUGAAGCCCAAAGCCAAAUCCAGUGCCAAGAGGGCCAUCAAAAAGUGA